AUGUCCGACCCCAACGACAACAACACCGACCAACCCCCCACUCUGAUCCAGGAGCAUUCCCAUCAUCAAGACUCGACAGACACAACAACAGUUGACCCAUCCACCCUCCCCAAAACCAAAGACUUUAACCCCCGCUGUCCAUUCUGCAUAAUCUCCGUCACAUAUCCACCAAUUGACCCUCUUGACGCCACCUCACCCACCACCACCUCAUCAUCCUCAUCACCACUCUCUCCCACCAAACUCGAACCUCCCAGCUUCAUCCUCCUCACCACUCCCCACGCCAUUGCCUUUCUCGACAUCAUGCCCUUGACACGAGGCCACGUGCUCGUGGCCCCUCGACACCACCGCGUCAAACUCGGUGACAUGUCCCCCACUGAAUCAGCCGAACUCGGCCGCUUACUCCCCAUCGUAGCACGCGGGGUUCUUCGCGCCGUCUUACCUGACAUUCCACACGAUCAAGCAGAUUACAAUAUCGUGCAGAAUAAUGGCCCUGGUGCGGCGCAAGUUGUGCCACAUGUGCAUUUUCACGUCGUGCCGAGACCGCCGUUUGGAUAUGUGUAUCCAGAACAAGGGAAGGGGAAAGGCAAGAAGUAUCCGCCGAAUAAACAGCCAGAACCGAAAUUAAGGAACGCAAUUCUUUUUGGGAGGGGCAUGAGGGAGGAUUUGGAUUGGGAUGAGGCCGAGGUUUUGGUGGAGGAGAUGAGGAGGAUGGUGGCGGAGGAGUGGAGGAGGGUUGGUGGCGUGGUGAUGGAGGGGGAGGAGAGGGCGAAGGAUGCGAGGAAACAGCAGAAACAGAGGGGGGAUUGGAAGGUUUGA
This is a messenger RNA of Exophiala mesophila, 816 nucleotides long. RefSeq lists its product as uncharacterized. The record is from RefSeq and is a predicted model, not a curated record. Gene Ontology annotation, molecular function: catalytic activity. Lineage: Eukaryota; Fungi; Ascomycota; Eurotiomycetes; Chaetothyriales; Herpotrichiellaceae. Gene Ontology annotation, biological process: nucleotide metabolic process. The transcript has a single exon. The coding region runs from base 1 to 816 and encodes 271 amino acids.